AUGGCGUGCGCGGGCGCGCAUCGCAGCGCGCUCGUCGCGGCGCGUCUCGCGCUGACGGAUGUUCCGCGACGGCGCGGCGCGUCCGCGACGGGAAGCCGUCCGCGCCGUGGUAUCGACGCGCACCGCGGAUGGAGUACACCGACGCGCGCGAACGCGCUGGCGGACGCGACGCCGCCGGCGUCCUCGACGCCGUCGGGGGACCCGGAAGAGACUCUCGGCGCGGACGUCGCCGCCGAGGGCGUCGUCACCCGGCGCCACACGCUGGGAAGAAACUUGACGUUCGUGGACGUGACCGUGUCCGGCCCGAGCGCCGUCGCCGCCACCGCCACCGCCACCGCCACCGCGGACGCGUCGCACUUUGUGUUUCUGAAGUGUUGGGGCGUCGUGGACAAGCGCGCUCGGCUCGGCGCUCGCGUGUCGUUCACCGGGCGCGUGCUGACGAACGACAAGCCGCGCGAGAGCGAGGGCACGGUCGCGGGGAGGAGUUACUACGCGUCCGUUCCCGCGGGCGGGCUCGAGGUCGUGCGCGCGGCGAGCGCGGAGGACGUCGCGAACGCGACGACGACGACGACGCCCCGCGACCGCGGCGGCCUCAUAAACAUCUCCACCCCGUCCGCCCGCCGCGGCGCGUCCGUCCCCGUCGCCGUCGCCGCGCGCGUCUGCAAGUCGCUCAUCGUCCGCGGCGCGUGCGGGGACCCCAACUGCGCGCGGCGGCACGACGUCACCGACGCGGAGUUGGCGGCGGCGAUGCGAGCGCGCGACGGCGCCGCGAGACGCUCGAGGGACGCGCGUCGGAGAGAGCUCGACCCGGACGACCCGCACGCGUUCGAGACCAAGGCGAGUAAGGCGCGUUCUAUACACUGGUUCCCAUACGACCGCGUUCGCGAGGCGGAGAGCGAUAGGAUCUUCGCGGACUGGAUCGUGCGGACGUUCGGGCUCGCGUCCGCGGAGGAUGGCGACGACGAUCGCGUCGUUGCCGCGGCGUCGGGGCGCGGACGAGAGCGCGCGUCGAGGGAAUCUGUGAGUCCUCAAGGAACGGCGUUCACAACGCGUGCGCGGUCGUAUGGGGAUCAGUCUCAGGAAUCGGAGUCGAGGGAUGUCGCGCCGGCCCGAAGCCGAAGGGCAUCGAACGGAGGAAACGAGACGAGACGACAGGUCGCCGACGUCGCCGGCGGAGGGGGCGUGUUAUCGUUCGAACUGCACGUCCGUCACGGUCUCGACGUCGUCCUCGUCGACCCCGCGCGCGUCGGGAUGUCCCCGAAACAACGCGCGACGCUGCGGUGCUUGAGGAAACGCGGCGCCGCGCGCGGGGUCGGCGACGCCGCGCACGACGCGUGGCGACGGAGCGAAAAUUGGGCCACCGUCGCGGACGCGGAGACGGACGCGAGGCGGUCGAGGCACCUCGCGAGGGUGCUGACGCACACGGAGAUGGGCGAGGACGCGGCGAGGCGCGCGGAGGAGAUCGCGAUCGCCGCGGGGAGAGAGGAAGUCGUCGCGUCGACGUUGAGCGGCGGCGGCGGCGCUUCGUUCCGGCACGUCGCGCGCGAGUUUUUGGGCCCCGACGACGUCUCCGCGGCGGGGUUGGCCGAGUGCGACGUCUUCGUCGGGAUGCACCCGGACCAGGCCACGGAGGCGAUCGUCGACGCCGCGCUGGCGAUGAACAAGCCGUUCGCCGUCGUCCCGUGUUGCGUGUUUCCCCGGUUAUUCCCGAACAGACGGACCGCCGCCGGCACGGAAGUUACCGGAUACGUGGACUUCCUCGAGUAUCUCGUCGCGAAAGACCCGCGCAUCGAGCUCGGAUACUUGCCGUUCAAAGGUCGGAACCGCGUGGUGUACAGGGUAUAG
This is a messenger RNA of Micromonas pusilla CCMP1545, 1845 nucleotides long. RefSeq lists its product as uncharacterized. The coding region runs from base 1 to 1845 and encodes 614 amino acids. The transcript is spliced from 3 exons. The record is from RefSeq and is a predicted model, not a curated record. Lineage: Eukaryota; Viridiplantae; Chlorophyta; Mamiellophyceae; Mamiellales; Mamiellaceae.